Messenger RNA from Rangifer tarandus platyrhynchus (Svalbard reindeer), 396 nucleotides. NCBI's taxonomy places the organism in Eukaryota, Metazoa, Chordata, Mammalia, Artiodactyla, Cervidae. The record is from the annotation of a GenBank genome assembly.
AUGAUUCGUUUUGGAAUUAAGACAAUCUCCCUGAGGUUUCGCUCCCAACAAGAAAGCAAAGUGGACCCUCCUAGCCCCCAGACAGGCCAGCCCCAUAUUAAAGCUGACACCCAUACAGCCUGCCGCCUCAUGGACUGGGGUCUGUGGAAGGGCCUGGGGGGGUCAGUGUGGCUCCUGUCUCUGGUCCUGGCACACGGCCCCUUGACCCUCCCGGGACACUCGGGGGCACCUGGGUGGUCAGUGCCACAUGGGGCCUGGGGAUUCAGGAGCCGGUGCAGUUCUAGCCCUGCCCAGCUGUGGGUGGAGAGCAGGCUGGGGCUCCGGGCUCUGGCUGUCACCUCCGGGCAGCUGCCUGCAGCGAGGUGCAGGGUGGUACUCUGGCUCUUCCUCCCUUAG